GUUUGUUUCAAGAUGAAAAGGAAACAGAUAUUUUUUUAGUUUACAUUUUUACUCGACUUAUGAAUGGUGACAACUUAUUCGAAAACAGACACUCAUAAAAUUUUAAAAAUAUCAUAUUUUCAAUAAUUAAGAGUUUGUCUGAAGGCUUUGGUCAGCACAGAACUCUUUGAGUAUGGAUUCAGCAGAACUAGGUGCGAGUAAAUCAGUGGACAGCUCCACAGGCUGGGUUCAUGAUUCUGAAAUCUCUUGCUGGGAUGCUUCGAUGGCUGGCGGAGAAUCUAAAACAGACCAGGGUUCUCAUAGAUCUAAAGCACGUCUUGACUCAAGUGUUGGAGGGGCUACUCUCGGAGAGGAGAUUAUGUCAAAGCUCUCUAGAAUUAAUGGCGCCAUCAAUAAAAUGUCUAAGGAACAAAUGCAAACUAAACUUGCAGAGAUUCAUCUGAGCACAAGCGGUGUUAAAGAUGUUUUGAAGAAGCGGUUGAAAAACUACUACAAACGGCAGAAGCUAUCUCAGCUAAACAAACCCCUACUAGAGGAGGAAAAAAUGAAAUACGACUACUUGGUGGUGAUAGACUUUGAGGCAACUUGUAGUGAAACCAAUGAAAACUUUGUUCAUGAGAUCAUUGAAUUUCCUGCUGUUUUAAUUGAUACAAAAAACAACGCUGUGUGUAAUGUGUUUCAAAGGUUUUGCAAGCCUAAUGUUAACCCCAUUUUGACUGACUUCUGCACAUCUUUAACUGGCAUCUCACAACAACAAGUAGACAAGGCCAAAGAUUUUACCCAGGUGUUUGCGGAGUUUGAGGAGUGGAUGGCUAUACACAAGCUGGGCACAGAGCACGAGUUUGCUAUUCUCACUGAUGGCCCAUGGGACAUGGCCAGAUUUUUAAAAACUCAAACUGAGCUAAGUGGCAUUCCAUUUCCUCGCUGGGCCAAACAAUGGAUCAACCUGCGCAAGGCCUACACAGCUUUCUACGCCUGUGGCCGCGUCAACCUUCAUCAGAUGUUGGAGGAACUGGGCAUGAAGUUUCAAGGCCGGCCUCACUGCGGACUGGACGAUGCUCGGAACAUCGCAGCCAUCGCCCUGCGCCUCUUGCAAGACGGCUGCAUCAUGAGGAUUAAUGAACACUACAGGGAGGGGGUGAUCAGCCCUCAAAAAUCCAACAGCUCGUCGCGGGGCAACCGGUCAGCUGGUUCCCACAGAUCCCCCCCUAAAUCCAGAAUGACACAGAAACACGUGCAGAAGGACCAGGGCAGAGAGCCUUACAACGUCCAUCAGGAGGGGGAGAACUUGAGUGACUUGAUGGAGUACCUGAAGCUACAGAAGUCCUAGCUACAGCCACUGAGUUCUGGUUCCUGAAUAAUGCUAAACAGACGCGGGCAGGCCCUUAUGCAAAGGAUUUAACAUCCUUUGAGAAGAUUUUAAACAGUUGUAAUUAGUUUUUAUAUUAUACCAACACAGUUUGUAAUGGUGGUUGGGGAAGGGGGGUGUGACAAAUCUAAGGAUGUUCUGGGGUUUAUUUUCAUAGAAUUUUGAAGAAAUAAAUAGAUUUUUAUUUAACUGUAUGAUAGGUGACUACAUGAAUAUCUCUUAGAAUCAUUGCUUGUGUCUCUUCUCACAUCAAGACAUGAAUUAGAUCUUGCUGGCUAAUGUUAAUAGCUCUCUUAAUACCAACAUCCAACACAUUGUUUUCAUCUUCUUAUGUUGGAUACAAAGAUACAACUCAACAAAUUUCAUGACAUCAUUCAAACAUACAAUUGAUAUGAAAGACAUUCAACUCAACAAAUUUGAUCACACCUUUAAAUACGCCCACCAAAAGGGCAAACAGCCAACAUCCAAUGAAGUGAGACAGGCCUGUUUGCUGAUUACAGGAAAAUUUGAGACAAGUCUGGAUGGAUUUUGGAUUUGAUCAAAUUUUUCAAGGGAAGCAAUUUAAGAUUUUCUCAGGUUCAAACUUCAUGAGUAGGACUAGUCUUGUGAAUAAUGGUAAUCUUUGAGUCACCAGUUUCCAAUGGUGAUCUUUGAGUCACCAGUUUCCAAUGGUGAUCUUUGAGUCACCACUUCUCUAAUGGUGAUCUUUGAGUCACCAGUUUCCAAUGGUGAUCUUUGAGUCACCAGUUGUCUGAUGGUGAUCUUUGAGUCACCAGUUGUCUAAUGGUGAUCUUUGAGUCACCAGUUGUCUAAUGGUGAUCUUUGAGUCACCAGUUGUCUAAUGGUGAUCUUUGAGUCACCAGUUGUCUAAUGGUGAUCUUUGAGUCACCAGUUCUCCAAUGGUGAUCUUUGAGUCACCAGUUCUCCAAUGGUGAUCUUUGAGUCACCAGUUCUCCAAUGGUGAUCUUUGAGUCACCAGUUGUCUGAUGGUGAUCUUUUAGUCACUAGUUCUCCAAUGGUGAUCUUUGAGUCACCAAAUUCUUAUGGUGAUAUUUGAAUCACCAGUUGUCUAAAGGCCAUCAAACAAUGAAGUCCCCAGUUGUUUAGUGAAAGUGAUAAAAUUGUUUUAAUCCUCAGGGUUACAUGAAAUGUUUCACUUUUUUCUCCAUCAUUAAAGUAGCUUAUAAUUACACUUUAAUUAUUUUUUUUACAAAGAAGUGGUGUGAGAGAUCAAUAUUAUUUCAAUACCAAGUAAUUAUUAUGUCUGUUUUAACAAUAAAUUUUGUUUACAAUUUUA
Physella acuta is the source of this 2666-nucleotide messenger RNA. Its product is annotated as 3'-5' exoribonuclease 1. Gene Ontology annotation, cellular component: nucleolus; cytoplasm. The record is from RefSeq and is a predicted model, not a curated record. Gene Ontology annotation, molecular function: 3'-5'-RNA exonuclease activity; nucleic acid binding. Lineage: Eukaryota; Metazoa; Mollusca; Gastropoda; Physidae.